GUUUAAAUUCUUUCAUAUAUAUAUAGAAGUUCCUUGAAUCUAAACGUCAAAUCAAAUUCACUAUGGCCACUUAUUCUCUUAAAUACUAUAAAUACAUGGUGUUCUGACUUUAUGUCUUCACUAAAUCAAUAUUAACAUAUCCGAUCCCGCAAAGCAAGCUACGCUUGUCUAUCCCCGCAAUAACACACCAAUACACAAUCUCAUCAACAUUAUUUCCUUAUCCUUCAAAGUUAUUAUUUGUUUCUUCGAGCUCUUAAAGAAGCAAUCUAGAUGUCCCGGAUAUCGUCAGACCCGCUUAUGGUUGGGAGAGUAAUCGGAGACGUUGUGGACAAUUGUUUGCAGGCGGUGAAAAUGACAGUGACUUAUAACUGCGACAAGCAAGUCUACAAUGGCCAUGAACUUCCUUCUGCAGUUACAAACAAACCCAAAGUUGAAGUUCAUGGUGACAUGAGGUCAUUCUUCACUUUGGUCAUGACUGAUCCUGAUGUUCCUGGACCUAGUGAUCCUUAUCUGAGGGAGCACUUGCACUGGAUUGUUACCGAUAUCCCAGGGACAACCGACGUGACAUUUGGAAAGGAAAUAGUAGGGUACGAGAUGCCUCGGCCAAACAUAGGGAUCCACCGAUUUGUGUAUUUGCUUUUCAAGCAGAACCGUAGAGGAAGUGUGGUUUCUGUGCCGUCUUACAGAGACCAAUUCAACACUCGGAUGUUUGCAUAUGAGAACGAUCUCGGCCUCCCCGUUGCAGCUGUUUUCUUCAACUGCCAGCGUGAGACCGCCGCUAGACGCCGUUAAUAUCGAUCGGUUGUUCCAUGCACUCUGACGGGAAGCAGCUUUUUAUAAUGAUAUAUCUAUAUAUGGUGGCUGUACUGUUAUGAACUAUUAUUAUCAUUUGAAUAAAUUCGGCAUUUCUUGUUUAAGUUUAUUUUCAUAUGGAUGGAUGUUUCUGGUAUUUUGGAUGUAGAUAUAACUGAUAUUUCUUAUCAUAAUCAAUUAUAUCAAUA
Brassica rapa (field mustard) is the source of this 1001-nucleotide messenger RNA. Its product is annotated as protein CENTRORADIALIS-like. Gene Ontology annotation, cellular component: cytoplasm; nucleus. Lineage: Eukaryota; Viridiplantae; Streptophyta; Magnoliopsida; Brassicales; Brassicaceae. The record is from RefSeq and is a predicted model, not a curated record. Gene Ontology annotation, biological process: negative regulation of flower development; vegetative to reproductive phase transition of meristem.